AUGUCAGACGCAUUCCCGGCAGCAGGAACUUGUGCGGAGCUGCUUUUGGCUGAUAAAAAAGACGCCGUGUAUGAAAAUGAGCUCAAAAAUUUACUACGUGAUGUGUUGGAGCGCGGCUGCGGGGCACAUUUGUUGUCGCAGCUGCUACCGGAGCUGUCGGCCUUGUCCUCUUUGCUCUACUACGCAAUGUCUGUCGGUGUGCAGCAGCCUGGUCAGACGCUAGGGGAAGAGUUCUGCGACAUCAUUCGCGUGACCAAGUCUGGAUAUGAGCCCGUGGGGCCUGUCCAGCUUUGGCGCCAUUUACUAUGGCUCGCUUGUGGUGUGAUGCCCGAGUACCUAGUCGCGCGGUCGCAGAGCGGUUGGAAAAACUUGGGCCUGCUUACGCGUACGCCACGAGAGCGCAUGGAGCAGCAAAUGAGGCUUCGACAAGAAGCUGCAGAAGCAGUUACAGAGGUUUCUGAUGGUGUGCAGCCGCCUGUGAAAAGUAAAUUGGCAAGGAUCAAACCACUACGAUUGCUUUAUCAAGUUGAUCGUGUCGUGUAUAAACUGAAGUCAAUGCGUACGUGGCUUGAAAAUGAAUGUUUUUCGGCAUCGUAUCAGUUUAAUUUGGAUUGGGUACUGCAAUGGGGAGCCCACGCGCACCUUGCAGCUUUUUACGUGUUCGCACGGUACUUGCACGUGGCGAAGCGAGUAGCCAAUAUCCAAUAUGUUUUUGUACGGAAGGACUUGAUGUCUGGUAUGAACCUGUCUUUUCUUGGCUAUUUAAUGUCGCUGCGGCUGUUUACCACGGCGAUACUUGAGCUGAAGCGGCUUUACGGACACUACAAGCAGGAUAAGAAGCGGCAGCAGGAGGCAAGGGCAGUUGCCGGAGUUUCUGCAACUUCGUUUGGUUUUUCAGAGAGAGUGCCUUCGUCGCUUUCAUUCCCAACUGUGAGCAAGGCGUUUUCUCAGCAACAACCCGAACGUGAGCGUAGUGUUCCUCGGCAAUCUCGUCGUAAAUGUGCUCUUUGUCUGGGUGAACGUAUUUUUCCUGCCGCUACCCCCUGUGGUCACAUAUUUUGCUGGAAGUGCAUCGUAGGCUGGUGCCAAAAGAACAAAGCUGAAUGCCCGCUUUGUCGUCAAGAGACGCACCCUCAGCAGAUCAAGUGCGUGUAUAACUACAUUUGA
Molecule: messenger RNA, 1167 nt
Organism: Peronospora farinosa
Lineage: Eukaryota; Oomycota; Peronosporomycetes; Peronosporales; Peronosporaceae
Source: the annotation of a GenBank genome assembly